AUAUUCGAACUCGGCUUAAUUGCUUGAGAGGUGAUAAGGAAAAAAAAUCAAUUUUUAUCAUCAGGUGUUCAUCAUACAUGCAUAGAAAAACAGCAUAAUGAAGAAAAUUGAAAUAAAAGUUGAUCGGUAUAUCGUAAUCAGUGCAAAGAAUCAUGGUUAUGUUGGUAAACAUUAUUGAUGUCCCUUUAUAUAAUUGAUAGUCAAGAAUUUAGUAAAUAGAUACAAAUCAUGGAUUAUGAUUAUAUGUCUUUUCAUAGAGAAAAAGAUGUUCAUAAUAAAUGUUAUGGUGGAAGAUUAUGGUGCAUCAAAGACAUAUGUGGCAUUAUAUGCGCAGUUCUAACAUGGUUGUUAAUAAUUUAUGCAGAAUUUGUAGUGAUGGCAGUAAUUCUUAUACCUACAAUAAACACUUUAUAUUCUAGUUUAAACACAGCAAUAUUUCAGUCAUUAACUUUCCUAGCUUUUGCAUCCCAUCUAAGAACAAUGCUCACUGACCCAGGUGCUGUUCCCAAGGGCAAUGCUACAAAAGAAAUGAUAGAACAAAUGGGAUUUAGAGAUGGGCAGGUAAUUUUUAAGUGUCCAAAGUGUUGUUCUAUUAAGCCAGAUAGAGCGCAUCAUUGUUCUGUUUGCCAAAGAUGUAUUAGAAAAAUGGAUCACCAUUGUCCAUGGGUUAAUAAUUGUGUCGGAGAAAAUAAUCAAAAAUAUUUUGUACUUUUUACGUUCUACAUAGCUGCAAUGUCAUUGCAAUCUUUAUUUUUAUGUAUACAACAAUUUACCACUUGUGUGAGACAAGAGUGGAAAGAAUGUUCUACAUUCAGUCCACCUGCAACAGUGGUGUUAUUACUGUUUCUGGCUUUCGAAGCGCUUUUAUUUGCUAUUUUUACCGCUGUAAUGUUAGGAACACAAUUACAAGCAAUUUGGAACGACGAAACUGGUAUUGAGCAACUUAAAAAAGAAGAAGCACGGUGGGUUCGCAAUAGUAGAUGGAAAUCUAUUCAAGCCGUGUUUGGAAGAUUUUCGCUCGCUUGGUUUUCACCGUUUACUUCACCUCCAAAGGGCAAAACAAAGCUAGAUUCUUAUUUGUAUUCAGUGUAAUGCGUUAUGGUACGUGGUGGUAUCCCAGGGAUAUUCAAUAUUUGUAAAUAUAAUGUAAUUGUGACGUAUCAUGAAUUCAUGUACAAGCGAAUAGAAUAUUUGUAAUUUUAUACUGUUACCUAACAUUCUUAUUUUAUCGCGACCAUUUUGAGAAGUAGCUAAACGAAACAAAUAAUAUUUAAUGUAUAUUUUAUUUAUCAAAAUAUAGAGAUUUGUAAAUUUGCAAACAUACAGAAAUGGUAUGUUUCACGGGAAGAUUUGUAUAUCAAAACAUUGAUAUUACUGUAUUGUGAUAAUGCCAGAUGUUUUCAGAUACUUUAAUCAUGAUACACCGCAACAUAUUUAUUGUACUAAUGUAACAUGCAUUUUAAGCCAUAAUAUCAUACGCUACAAUGAACACACGGAACACGACAUUAACUUAAUAUCUUAAGUUUCGUCUAAUUUGGCAGUCAAUGCUUUGCACCAUUUAGAUAAAAUACAUUGCACUUUGUGAUAGUAGUGUAUCCAAUUUACAAAAGAAACCAGUUCAUUGGUGUUGCGUUUUAGAGAUAAAUAUCAUCUGUGUUUCUAUCGACGUUUAGACCAGACAAUAAUAUUAAUUAUCAGCGACACCAACACGCUUUUUAUAACUUCUUAAUUUUCGAGGCAUAUAUUUUUAUUCCAUUUCCUUCUUCGCCGAUUUUGUAUUUACACGUGGAUACCUGAUUUUUUGUAUAAAUAAAUUGUACAGUUUCUUACUUUUA
Osmia lignaria (orchard mason bee) is the source of this 1835-nucleotide messenger RNA. Its product is annotated as palmitoyltransferase ZDHHC3. Gene Ontology annotation, molecular function: palmitoyltransferase activity. NCBI's taxonomy places the organism in Eukaryota, Metazoa, Arthropoda, Insecta, Hymenoptera, Megachilidae. The record is from RefSeq and is a predicted model, not a curated record.